Messenger RNA from Umbelopsis ramanniana AG, 4894 nucleotides. RefSeq lists its product as uncharacterized. Lineage: Eukaryota; Fungi; Mucoromycota; Umbelopsidomycetes; Umbelopsidales; Umbelopsidaceae. The record is from RefSeq and is a predicted model, not a curated record. Gene Ontology annotation, molecular function: phosphatidylinositol binding. The coding region runs from base 31 to 4785 and encodes 1584 amino acids. The transcript has 8 exons. Gene Ontology annotation, cellular component: intracellular membrane-bounded organelle.
CUCUUUGCAUGGUUUGAGCGAAUGCCCUGAAUGAAUGGCUCGAUAACAUCGCUAGCAGGCAGGACACUGCUUGUACUCCUUUUACUGGUACUGCUAUUUGGACUAUGCUGGAUAGUCAUAUACCUGCCUCAGACUCCCUACUACGUGUUUGGCUCCGUGGUGCUGAUAUUCACAUGCCUAGUGUCGCUACUUACCCUCAACUUUGGCAUUCUUGUCAUAUACGUCAACUACGUUAUCAAUCCUGCCUACAGAAAAGUCAAAGCAAGCACUCAACGCUCGCGUUUACAAAUUUUCAAACCACUUGCAUUCACACAAACUCAAACGUGGGCCGAGAUACUCGCUCAGCGACAGCUUGAAACUGAACGUAUCGACGUGGCACCUAUUAUACCAAGCUCGGUCAGCAUUUCUCAAAGCUUUGACAAUGUGAUAUCCCUGCUGAUCCGGGACUUUGUCAGUGCUUGGUUCGUGCGAAUAUCUCAGUCGCCCAACGAAAUCGGAUUUCCGCAGGCUGUUGAAUCCGCCAUUCGCUCCGCCAGUUUCACCUUAAAGGAACGACUGGAAAAGACCGACCUAUUGGACGUUGCUGUCAAUCGAAUUAUACCUAAAAUAACGGCCCAUAUAUCCGAUUAUCGAGUGGCUGAAAUGCAUAUGCGAGGAAAGACGUUGGAGCGAUCACUAACGCAAUCCGACGAAUUAGAUUUGUUGCUGGCAUCACAGUAUAGAGGUGGUAAAUUGCACGUGGCUCUUUCGACAUCAGCCGUUAGUACCAAGAUCACGGAAACUGCCCAUCUGCGCCAAGUUAUUGGUCGCAUUAUACCACUGAUUAUUCCUGAAAAAGAAGGCCGAUCAGCAGCUGUAACAGUCCUCACUAGAGAAAUCGUCGCAUGUGUCGUUCUACAGCCAAUUUGUGAUAUGCUAUCGGAUCCAGAUUAUUGGAAUCAAACCAUCAAUACACAACUGAGUAAAGCUAUCAGAGAACAGAACAUGGUUAAGAAGUUACGUGAAGUAUUAAACCGACAUGCAGAAGACCUGGACAACGAAGACAUGCAAGCUAUCGCAAAAGCAGAGGCCAGAGCUCACAAGAAAUCCAAAUCGAAGCACCAUAAAGGGUCAGCAAAGACAAAUGAAGAGCUACUCGCUGCGCUACGUCAUAAAGGACAAGGAGAAAUCACCGGAAUGGAUGAUGAGGAUGAUUCAAUGCUUCCGUAUGAUCCGGAACUGGAGUCGCAGCUAGGAUUUGGUCUUACCAAUAAGGGUCUCAGGUCCUUCGAAGAGUUCUUGAAGAUGAUCCAAGAUGAAAAGAACCUACUCGAUGUCAAGAGAAUUCGUAACGAUAUAGUAACGCAAAUCAGAAAGAAGAAAGCCCAGAUUGUGGAUCGAGAACCAGGCGAAAUUGUUAAUGGCGAAAAAGUCGAAGACAUCCUCAAGUAUGUACAUCGUUUAACCAUCGCCAAAACCUACGCCGAUAGACGAAUCGAGAUUUUAACAGGCGAGAAAUUGACAGAUCAGGGCACAUCCAGUAGAAGCAGAUCAAAUCAGAGAGAGCACACCUCCAGUGUUUCGCUGGCUCAAACUGUUGACUUGAAAGAUGUCCUGUCCGACUCCUCCGGCUUAUCUUAUUUCAUGGAAUUUAUGGAUAGACGAGGCGACAUGAUCCGUCUUCAGUUCUGGCUUUUGGUUGAAGGAUUCAAAACGAGUACAAAUGGUCAAACCGAACGAAAUGAUAGUGCUUAUUUGGAUGAUGUGCGCAUGGUCUAUGAUAUGUACUUUUCUGAAACAGCUGUUCACCGCAUAUCAAUUCCCGAUGAUAUCUAUCAAGAUUUGCAACACAUUGUAGAUUACAUACAGCAUCCCUCAGAAGUCAACGACAAUUUUUUGCAGAACGCUGGGAAGGAAGCUAGCCGCAUUCUCGCCACGAUUCAACAGAUCGUGUUUCAAGAUAUCAAGACCAACGACUUCUCGGCCUUCAAGCGCUCUGAUUUGUAUUUCAAAUAUCUCACAACGUAUGCUAAUUCUGACCGCGAACCGCCGACUAAAAGCAGGCGUAGCUUGGAUGAUAGCAGACUACCAGAUAGUGCUACAGCUAAAUUGAUUAGAGAGGAAGACGAAUCAUUGUCAAAACAGCCAUUACUAUUAGAACGCGCUGCGUCUGCAAGGCCACAUUUGUCACCAAAAUGGGACUCAGUCGAUAGCGAGAGAGCUGAAUCGGAUUCUGAACUCGACCACCCAAGAGUAGCAGGUGCCAUUAAGGCCAAUCAUGCAGAAGAAGGUGAAAUUUCAGUCCACCCAAAGAGACCGUUGAAUGCCGCCGCGCAAUUUGGUCGGGCAAGAGGCCACUCGAGAGCUAUUUCAGAUACCACUUCCUUUGGCAAUCCGAAUCGGUUCCAAUCUUUCGGAAAGUUCCUGGAAGCUCCAAAUGAUUGGCUACCUUCGAGUGAGUGGUAUCCUUUCAGAAAACGAAAGGAUGAAUCACAAGCCAACGCUACAGAAAAGAAAAGGCUCUCGAUAUCCAGCUCGAUUCAUUCUUUGGAGACAAAUAGGCAAUAUGAUGAAGAUGACAACAUGACCAGCUCUGUAGGAACUUUGGAUGAAUCCGACCGAAACGCAAUAUUGCAACUGCAAGGCGAAGCUUAUCGGACAGCGACGGUGGAGGCUGUGGAGGCAGAAUUUCAAUCUAUUAUGGAUAACGGCGAAAUGAAUCUAAGCGAACAUGAGGAUGUCACUGAUGGAGACGACGAUAAUCAUAACUUAUCCCAAAGAACGAAUCGCAGUGCACCAGUUUCUCCAAGCUCGCCAAGAGCAACACCACCUCUUCCACAUGGACGGAUGUCUCCUCCAGUCACACGACCUAGAAAACUGUCUACAGACUCUAUGACGCCUCCAUCCAAUCGAUCUUCUCUACUGAUUCGGCCAUCCAAAUAUGCAAAAUCAUCUAUGGCUUUGCCUGUCAGCAAUACAUCUGCUUCCCCCGCGUGGACUUCUGCUAACAAUUCUAAGAUGACCUCCGAAGUGGCUCAUGAUGAGAUGGAUCUUAUGAGUCCCGUUAGCGUUUCCUCCAACUUGGACAAAGUACAUGACGCUCUUGACAAAACAGCAGACGGCGAAUUAUCAGACGUUCACUUAGCGCCACCAGGUGAUUUAAUGCUGGCUGUAAAAAUCGAAAAGCUAUCCGACGACAUCGAAAAAUUGACGCAACAGGAAUCGAUCGUGGAUGCCUUGAUUCGAAAAGCAGAAGCCGCACAAAAACUUGAAGAACUUCGAAUACUUCAAAAGAGCAAAAAUGCGUUGAUCCGAGAGCUGCACCAAAUUCAAUACCAAAAGAGCCAAUACGAAUCCCAGGAGUUCGAAAACGUGCUCGUCCCUGGUCGCACAAAUGUUAGCAUCACCAACUCUACUAUUGGUACAGACAACCAUGGUGAUUAUGCACUCUAUGUCAUUGAAAUUCAUCAAGUUGGAUAUGAUGGCAACUACGAUUCAGGUUGGGUAGUAGGGCGGCGUUAUAGCGAAUUUUAUGCACUUCACCGCCAAUUGUAUGCAAAAUACCCUAUGGUUAGAAUGUUUGACUUCCCACGAAAGCGAGCCAUUCUAAAGUUACAAAAAACGUUUGUGGAAAGCCGUAGAAUUGCUUUGGAGAAAUACCUUCAGCAAUUGAUCAAGAGUCCAGACAUUUGCAAAAGCGCUACCCUACGAGCCUUCUUAUCACAGCAGAAUAUAUAUGCACCCACCAAUGCCGAUCCUACAGAUAGCCAUUCUGCAUCAUCCAGUAGAGGAUUUACUUCAUCGCCGUUACAGCGGACUGGAAGCGGUGGAAGCACCCACUCUACUAGAGGUCGUCCACGAUCGCGACCUAGCUCAGUUUCAUCUGAGAUUAUUGAUGACAUAAACUUCAGAUCCUUUGGAGCCAACACCGGCGACUUUGUUCCUGGUAACCUUCCCAUGGAUACAGACUAUUUGGAACAAAUGAAAGGCCGACCCGGUUUAAAGCACCAAGGAUCGACGGGAUUUAUGAGACAUAUAUACAAAACGGUGGCACAAGGAAUCGACGAUAUGUUAGUGGGGCCGUCCAUGUUGGAUUUGAUCACUCAACAACUCGGUCAACAGGUCAUGGAAUUUUCUGCGGAUCCAUCGACUGCCCCUCUUGUUCCUGGCCAAACACCCGAAUAUUCAUCUGAGUCUGAUAAUGUUACUGCUGCCGUUGUAUCCGCUGCAGCUUCUCUAGGUUUGAAUCUUUCCCAGACCACUCCAACUCAGCCGCAAAAUGAAGCUAUCGAUGGGUUUGGAAAAUCGGCCGAAGCAGAAGGUACCACAAGGUUUACUGACUCUCUUUGCGAUUUAUUUAUCGAGAUGUUCGAACUUCGUGAGAAAAAUAAUUGGCUUCGGCGUCAAGCUGUCAUCAUUGUACUGCAGCAACUUUUUGGCGGUACUGUGGAAAGAAAACUUCGGGAGACAUCCAAAUCGCUCCAAAGUGAGGACAUGAUUCUACUUGCUUUGCAAAAGAUCACCGAUUCGCUGUGGCCAAAUGGCGAACGGGCACCGCCAAAAGAAGCCAGAAAACACGAGCAACAGAUGAAAGAAAGGGAAGAAGCUAAUCGUAAAUUGUCAACGUGGUUACCAGACACAAUUGGCAAUAUGGUCGGGCGGCAGAAUGCACGAAAAGGUGCUAGGCGACUCUUUACUGUCUUACAAAACAAAAGACUCAACCAACAACUCGUAUAUACCAUGUUAGAUGAAAUUUUCAUAGCCCUAUUCCCAGAGUUGGAAGGUUUGGACCAAAAACGCAUAUAGAGGUCAUUUUGAUCUGGAUGAUUGACAGACUACCUAUUACUAUUAUUAUUAUUUAUUGCAUACCUUGUCAUUAUACAAUUUUCGUUUAAUACUUAUUUUAAAAAUCCUC